GGGCUGAUUGUUUCUCCAACGACAUUCUUUCUCCGGAAGCCUCCACGUCCUCUCUAAACCAUGUUUUAUUAGCAGAAGCUUCCCAGCCAAUUCCCCUGACUCCAGCCUCCGCCAGUCAGGACAUCAGUCCGCCUACCCGUGUUGUGAUUCUUUUCUGGACAUGGUCAUGACACUGCCCUUCCAGAAAACCUAAUCUCAAAUUCUUGCUUCUCACGUCGGAUUCACAAUCCACCUUGUUCUGUCUUUCUCUUUCUUGUUCCUUCCUUAACUGCUUUCUCAGUUCUCCUCUAAUUGCCCUCCUUUCUUGUUACUUUUCUAGCCCUUUCCUGAUGGGACUGGAAGACCGGUGCUUCUCUGUUGAACCAAGGAAGAAAGUGUGGUUUUGCUACCAGCCUUCAGCUAGUUGUCCUUGCAUGAAACUGCGCUCUUACCUGCUUUUCACUCAACUGUUUUGGUUUACAGGUGAUGGGCAGAAUUUGUUUACGAAAGACGUGACAGUGAUCGAGGGAGAAGUUGCGACCAUCAGCUGCCAAGUCAAUAAGAGUGACGACUCUGUGAUCCAGCUGCUGAAUCCCAACAGGCAGACCAUUUAUUUCAGGGACUUCAGGCCUCUGAAGGACAGCAGGUUUCAGUUGCUGAAUUUUUCUAGCAGUGAACUCAAAGUGUCGCUGACAAAUGUCUCGAUUUCGGAUGAAGGGAGAUACUUUUGCCAGCUCUACACUGACCCUCCCCAGGAAAGUUACACCACAAUCACAGUGCUGGUCCCACCACGCAAUCUGAUGAUCGAUAUCCAGAAAGACACCGCAGUGGAAGGCGAGGAGAUCGAAGUCAACUGCACCGCCAUGGCCAGCAAACCAGCCACGACUAUCAGGUGGUUCAAAGGGAACAAGGAGCUAAAAGGCAAAUCGGAGGUGGAGGAGUGGUCAGACAUGUACACUGUGACGAGCCAGCUGAUGCUGAAGGUUCACAAGGAGGAUGAUGGGGUCCCAGUGAUCUGCCAGGUAGAGCACCCUGCCGUGACCGGAAACUUGCAGACGCAGCGGUACCUGGAAGUACAGUAUAAGCCUCAAGUGCAUAUUCAGAUGACUUAUCCUCUACAAGGCCUAACCCGGGAAGGGGAUGCGCUCGAGUUAACAUGUGAAGCCAUCGGGAAGCCCCAGCCUGUGAUGGUGACCUGGGUUAGAGUCGAUGAUGAAAUGCCUCAACACGCCGUCCUGUCCGGGCCCAACCUGUUCAUCAAUAACCUAAACAAAACAGAUAAUGGUACAUACCGCUGUGAAGCUUCCAACAUAGUGGGGAAAGCUCACUCGGAUUAUAUGCUGUAUGUUUACGAUCCCCCCACAACUAUCCCUCCCACCACCACCACCACCACCACCACCACCACCACCACCACCAUCCUUACCAUCAUCACAGACACAGCAGCGACGACAGAGCCCGCAGUUCACGGCCUUACUCAGUUGCCCAAUUCCGCAGAAGAGCUGGACAGUGAGGACCUCUCAGAUUCUCGAGCGGGUGAAGAAGGCGCCAUCAGAGCGGUGGAUCAUGCCGUGAUCGGCGGGGUCGUGGCCGUGGUGGUGUUCGCCAUGCUGUGCUUGCUCAUCAUUCUGGGGCGCUACUUUGCCAGACAUAAAGGUACAUACUUCACUCAUGAAGCCAAAGGAGCCGAUGACGCAGCAGACGCAGACACAGCUAUAAUCAAUGCAGAAGGAGGACAGAACAACUCUGAAGAAAAGAAAGAGUACUUCAUCUAGAUCAGCCUUUUUGUUUCAAUGAGGUGUCCAACUGGCCCUAUUUAGAUGAUAAAGAGACAGUGAUAUUGGAACUUGCGAGAAAUUCGUGUGUUUUUUUAUGAAUGGGUGGAAAGGUGCGAGACUGGGAAGGCUUGGGAUUUGCUGUGUAAAAAAAAAAAAAAAAUGUUCUUUGAAAGUACACUCUGCUGUUUGACACCUCUUUUUUUUUUUUUUUUUUUGGUUGGUUGGUUGGUUUCUUAAAAUUUUCAUUUCUUCCUACCAAGUCAGACUUGGAUGCUUGGAUUUAGUUUGGGUAGAUUGCAGAAAAUUCUGUGCCUUGUUUUUUUGUUUGUUCGUUGUGUUCCUCUUUUUAAAUUUUUUUUCCUGCUGUUUCUUUCUUUCUGUUUUUUUUCCUUUGUGCGCAUUUAUUUUGCCCAAGAAUUUUGGGAUUUUUUUUUUUUUUUCCCCAAAAUCUCCCAUUUUGGAAUUUGCCUGCUGGGAUUCCUUAGAAUCUUUUUCCCCCGUAUUUUGUUGUUGUUUUUCCUUUCCUUUUUUGUCUAUUUUUUGAAGUAACUGCUUUCUGUUCAAGAUUCAGUUUCAUGAAAGGAGAACCAGCACAGUUUAGAUUUCAUAGUUCAGAAUUUAGUGUGUCCAUAAUGCAUUCUUACUCUGUCGUCGUAAAGAUUUGGGUGAACAAACAACGAGGACUCUUUGCUGCUACCCAUGUUUCAAAUACGUAGAGCAGUGAAGACUAGAAACGUAGACUGUGAUUCAGAAAAUGUUCUGUUUGCUGUGGAACUACAUUACUGUACAGGGUUACCUGCAAAGUGAGGCGUGUCACAAUGAGAUCGAAUCUGUCUUUAAUUCUGUGUCUGUAGACGGCUCAGCAUAGAGACCCCGCACUGUCCGGAAAGGUUUGGGGCGGAAGGGGCUCCUCCUUUUUCAACGCCCCAAACAGACCUGGCAGGUGAGGUCUGUUCCUUUUAUAUAAGUGGACAAAUUUGAGUUGCCACAGGAGGGGAAGUCGGGGGGGGGCGGGGAACGAUAGUCCUGCUCUGGUUAUUUCUGUUUCAAACGAUUCCAUCCACCUUUCCCAAUCGGCCAUACUUCUCACUAAUUUGUAGGAAAAAAGCAAGUCCGCGUGGUGUGUGAAUGACUGGAUGGGACAGGGUUUGGUUUUUCGGGGGUUUUUUUGGUUUGUUUUUUUUUUUGGGUUUUGGUUUUGGUUUUGUUUUUCCUUUGUGUUUAGUGAGGAAGACAGUAGGAUGUGGCCUGCAUGUACUGUAUAUUACAGAUAUUUGUCAUGCUGGGAUUUCCAACUCGAAUCCGUGUGAAACUUUCAUUCCUUCAGAUUUGGCUUGACAAAGGCAGGAGGUACAGAAGAAGGGCCGGUAUUAUUCUCACACUGGUCUGCUGUCGAUCUAGUUCUCGAAAGGUCAGAGCAGAGGUGAAAAAACAGCAUGUAGGGAUUUUCAGUUACUUAAUCAAAACUCAAAUGUGAGUGUUUUUAUCUUUUUACCUUUCAUACACUAGCCUUGGCCUCUUUCCUCAGCCUUAAGAACCAUCUGCCAAAAAAUUACUGAUCUUCGCAUGAUGGCAGCCAUAGUGCAUAGCUACUAAAAUAAGUUACCUUGAACAUAUCUUAGAUGGGGAGCCUUGGGAAAAGGUAGAGGAGUCAAGUUACCAUUUACAUUUUUUUUAAAGAAAUGUGGGGAUUUUCACUGAAACGUCUAGGAAAUCUAGAAGUAGUCCCAAAGGACGAAAACUAAACUCUUACCAUAUGUGUUGGUAAGGCUCCAGACUCCAGAAUACAGUCCCUAUGGAAAGAUGGCAUCAAAAAAAGAGAUCUAUAUAUAUAUAAAUAUAUAUUAUAUAACAUUUUCAGUGAGUAAUUUUGGAUUUUGCAAGGUGCAUUUUUACUAUUGUUACAUUAUGUGGAAAAACUUAACGCUGAUUUAUUUAAGGGGGAAAAAAAAGUAUCAACUCUUUGUUAUUUGCAAGUGUGUUGAUUUUUCUUGUCGUUGUUUUAACCUUUGAUAGAACCAUUGCAAUAUGGGGGCCUUUUGGGAACGGACCGGUAUGUAAAAGAAAAUCCAUAUUGAGCAGCGUUUUGUUUCCCUCCCCACCCCACCCCCAUCCCUAGGCACUUGACCAAGACAAAAAGCCACAACGAACAUCCCUUUUUCGAUGAAUUUUAUAACGUGCAGCUCUAUCCCGAGCCCUUUAGUGCCCAUUCUGACCAUAGUAUAACCACAUCAAAGGGUGAGAACCAUUUAGCAUGUCGUUAAAAGGUUUUUUUCAGUUGUUCUUUUUGGGGGGGGGGGGAGAAAAAACAACUACCAUUGCUCACCAAAUUGGCAUCUCAUUUUUGGGAACUUCCAUCUUUGUUUUGAAAAGUGUAUGGUAGUGCAGUGUUCCUGAUGUAACUUUCUGGCUUUUACGAUGUUGACAUGUCUCAGGUUCAUGUGUUCUGAUUGGUGUUUUUCCGUCUCAGGUAGAUUGCAAAGUGUAGGCCCCACGCAUUGGAAAAAA
This is a messenger RNA of Herpailurus yagouaroundi (jaguarundi), 4262 nucleotides long. RefSeq names its product cell adhesion molecule 1 (gene CADM1). Gene Ontology annotation, biological process: homophilic cell-cell adhesion; cell recognition; detection of stimulus. Lineage: Eukaryota; Metazoa; Chordata; Mammalia; Carnivora; Felidae. The coding region runs from base 330 to 1751 and encodes 473 amino acids. The transcript has 12 exons. Gene Ontology annotation, cellular component: synapse; neuron projection; plasma membrane. Gene Ontology annotation, molecular function: signaling receptor binding. The record is from RefSeq and is a predicted model, not a curated record.